Messenger RNA from Mytilus californianus (California mussel), 920 nucleotides. RefSeq names its product mitochondrial import inner membrane translocase subunit Tim21-like. Bases 109 to 807 code for a protein of 232 amino acids. The record is from RefSeq and is a predicted model, not a curated record. Lineage: Eukaryota; Metazoa; Mollusca; Bivalvia; Mytilida; Mytilidae. Gene Ontology annotation, cellular component: TIM23 mitochondrial import inner membrane translocase complex. The transcript is spliced from 6 exons. Gene Ontology annotation, biological process: protein import into mitochondrial matrix.
GGGCAAAUAACUCUGAAAAUCUACAUGAAUGAAGUUCUGAUGGAGCAUGAAUGAUAAAUAUCUACAAAAUAUAAAAUGAAAAUGCUUGAUUGAGAUGAAAGCAUAAAAAUGAGCACAUAUAUUUUUCUCAGCAGACCCCAGUUUUUAAAAGGACUGACAUGCUGUUCUACUAAAAGUUUUAGACUUUGUUGUUGGAAAGCCACUUCACAAAUAGAACAUUAUCAUUGCUUAAGGUCAAACAGCCAAGUAAACCAAAGGCAACGUCAACUGAUAAAUCUAUCAAAAAGAUAUUUUAGUAACAAAGUACCAAAGAAUGAAACAAAGAAAGAACUGGAUAUUAAAAGAGAAAGUCCAUAUGCUGGUCUAAGUGCUGCAGAAAAAGUGAAAGAAGCAGGUAAAGAUGCAUCAUAUAUUGCAAUUAUAAUAGCAGGAAUUGGUGUUAUAGGUGUAGUAUUUUAUACUGUUGGCAAGGAAUUAUUUUCAAGUCAAAGUCCAGCAGGUGUUUACAGUAAAGCAUUAAAAAAGUGCCAAAAUAAUAUGGAGGUACUUGAUACAUUAGGAGAACCAAUCACAGGACAUGGGACUUCAGGGAGCAGGAGACGGAAACAGCAUGUGAGUUCACAAGAAUUUAUGGAAAAUGGUGUAAAACACAUGAGAGUUGUCUUUAAAAUAGAAGGGCCUUACAGAAAAGGAACUGUCCAUGUAGAAGUAUUUCAGGACGACAGUAAGAAAUAUCAGUUUAAGCAUGUAAUAUGUGAGUUGCAAGGCUACCCAGCAAGAACAAUUGUUAUAGAAAAUAACCGUUGACAUCAUCUUACACAAAGAUUAAUGACCUGUGGUUGUUUGCAAGAACUCAGUGAUAAUUUUUAUUCAACCAGAUGUUUUGAUAAGAAAAGAAAUAAUAUAAAUAGUUUACAAAA